UGCUAGGGCUUAUACUGACCAUUAGUUCUGAUUACUGGGGAGGUUUUGAAGUGCAAAAGUGGACAUGAUGAUUGGAAUCGCUUUCAGAGUUUCUUGGCUUUGUUGCCUGCUAAUUGGAGGGAUAACCUGUUCUACAUCAAGUGAUGGGUAUCCUGCACUAGGGUCUGAUGCAGCAUGGCUCUAUGCAGGCUCACUUGGGUCUAAAGGAUAUGGUAAUUACAGCUCUCCAACAGCUCAAAUGCAAGCGCAGCUGACCGAAGGGCAACAGAAACAUCCGGCUGCCAUCCUGCAAAAACAACUGGUCCCCAUGCCCCAGGCACCUCAGAAAACGUGGUAUCCAGCUCAAAUGCCCCAGAAGCAACCAGCUACUGAACUUCAGCAUCAGAAGGAACAGGCCUCCAUACCCCAGCUACCUCAGCAAGUGUGGUAUCCAGUUCAAAUUCCCCAGCAGCAAAAGCAACCAGCUACUGGUCCUCAGCAGCAGAAGGAACUGACCACCAUGCCCCAGAAGCAACUGGCUCCAAUGCCUAUACCGCAGAAACAACCAACAGCUAUGCCACAGCAAGCAUGGUAUCCAGCCCCAAUGCCGCAGAAGCAACCGGCCGCCAUGCCCCAGCAAGUGUGGUAUCCAGCUCAAAUGCCCCAGAAGCAAUCGACCGCCUUGGCCCAGGAAGUGUGGACUCCAGCUCAAUGUACCCAGCAGCAGAAGCAACCGGCUGCUGAAACUCGGCAGAAAAUUGAACCGACUGCCAUGCCCCAGCCACCUCAGCAAGUGAUGCAUCCAGCUAAAUUUCCCCAGGAGCAGAAGCAACCAGCCCCAAUGCCUUUACCGCAGAAGGAACUGACCGCCAUACCCCAGCAACCUCAGCAAGUGUGGCAUCUGGCGCAGAAGCAACCGGCCCCUAUGCCCCAGCAGCCUCACGACGUGUGGUAUCCAGCUAAAAUGGUCCAGAAGCAACAAGUCGCUGCACUGACCGCCAUGCCGCAGGCACAUCAGCAAGUGUGGCAUCCAGCUCAAUUUCCCCAGCAGCAAAAGCAACCAGCUACUGAACUUCAGCAGCAGAAGGAACCGGCCGCCGUAACUCAGCAAGUGUUGCAUCCAGCUCAAAUGCUGCUGAAGCAACUGACUGCCAUGCCCCAGCAAGUGUGGUAUCCAGCUCAAAAGCCCCAGAAUCAACCAGUCCCUAUGCGUCAACCGCAGAAGGAACUGACCGCCAUUCCACCACAACUGUGGCAAUCGGCUCAAAUGCCCCAGCAGCAUAAGCAACCGGCUGCCACGCUUCAGCAAGUGUGGCAAGCGGCCCCCAUGCCCCAGCAGCCUCAUGAUGUGUGGUAUCCAGCUAAAAUGGUCCAGAAGCAACAAGCCUCUGCAACUCGGCGGCAGAAGGAAAUGACCACCAUGCCUCAGCAAGAGUGGCAUCCAGCUCAAAUGCCCCAGAAGCAAUCACCCACUGAACCUCGGCAGCAGAAGCAAUCGACCACCUUGGCCCAGGAAGUGUGGACUCCAGCUAAAUUUCCCCAGAAGCAACCAGCCCCAAUGCCUUUACCGCAGAAGGAACUGACCGCCAUACCUCAGCAAGUGUGGCAUCUGGCGCAGAAGCAACCGGCCCUUAUGCCCCAGCAGCCUCACGACGUGUGGUAUCCAGCUCAAAUGCCUCAGCAGCAACCGACUGCUGAGCCUCAGCAGCAACCGACUGCUGAGCCUCAGCAGCAGAAGCAUCCGGCCACCAUAACGCCGCAAGUGUUGCAUCCAGUGCACAUGCCCCAGCAGCAACAGGAACUGGCCACCAUACCCCAGCAAGUUGGGUAUCCAGCUCAAAUGCCCCAGAAUCAUCUGGCCUCCAUGCCUCUACCGCAGAAGCAACUGACCCCCGUGCCUCAGCAAUUAUGGCAUGUAGCUCAAAUGCCCCAGAAGCAACUUGCCCCAAUGUCUCAGCAGAAGCACUACGAAAGCACUGAAGAUGGUGUCUCUGGUAGCUCUCAGGCCAGCAUUGUUGAACAGUUGGGUGUCAUCCCAAUCUAUUCCUACAGUUCCAAAUCGCACUACGAGAAGGGCAGAACUGUCUUCUCCCAAACCCGCUACACUCCUAGGGAGGCUAUGCCUGUUGACAGUGGAAAUGCUCCCAAGGAUAGUUAUGUUGGCAUUGGUGCACCAAGCAUACAUCCACCACUAGUGAAGGAUUCUGCAAGGGAAAUGUAACGGAGUCAUCCUCUAGAAGCUCUAAUGGAAGUUGCUGGUGCU
This is a messenger RNA of Salmo salar (Atlantic salmon), 2242 nucleotides long. The record is from RefSeq and is a predicted model, not a curated record. Lineage: Eukaryota; Metazoa; Chordata; Actinopteri; Salmoniformes; Salmonidae.